Molecule: messenger RNA, 3481 nt
Organism: Ichthyophthirius multifiliis
Lineage: Eukaryota; Ciliophora; Oligohymenophorea; Hymenostomatida
Exons: 7
Cellular component (GO): nucleus
Molecular function (GO): ATP hydrolysis activity; nucleic acid binding; ATP binding
Source: RefSeq, a predicted model, not a curated record
AUAAAUAUAAUUAAUAAAAAAGGAAGCAAAUGCUGUAAUAUAAGGAGAAAGAAGAGAAAGAGUAGAUGAGCAUACAGGAGAGCCAAUAUCACUAUGUGGUCGUAUAGAAAUGAAGGAAAUGGGAAUUUAUGCAACUCGAUAAUAGCCAUUAAAAAUAAUAGAGGAAUAGAAGAAAAAAUAAGAAGAAAUAACCAAGAAACGAUAAACUUAAGCAAAUUAUAUAGCCCCUCGACAAAAGACAAGAAUAAAAUUGGAUAAAUCAAGAAAUGUAUUAAAUACAGAUAUAGAUGCAACAAUAUUAUAUAAACCAAAAACAAAAGAAAAUAGAGUUUAAUAUGAGUUUAUUUUGAGUACAAUUAAUUAAAUUUUAUUAGAUUCUCCUCCUGAUGUUUUAAGAAGCGUUACUGAUGAGGUUUUGGCAGUUCUUAAAUCUGAUGAUUAAAAAGAUAAAGAUAAAAAAUAAGAUCUAGAAGGUAUGUUAGGUCCCAUUAAAUAAGAACUUUAUGAUCAAUUACUUAAUGCGGCAAAAAUGAUUAACGAUUAUCAUUAGUCUAUGGAAGAUAAUUAAUUAGAUGAUAAUGAUUAAAGAGCUGAUAUUGAUUAAACUUUUGGAUUAGACGAAGAAGAAGACGAAGAAGAUAAUUUCGCUAAUAACUAAGAUAUUUAAUUGAUUGAAUAAGAUAAAUAAGACGAUGAUGAAUCUGAAGAAGAAGAUUAAAAUGGAAGUUAAAAUAAUCUUGAAAUCAAAGCUAAAGCAAAUAUGGAAAUGGAUGCAGAAGAUUUAAAUGAAAACAAUGAUUUGUUUUAUGUUGAUAUUAGAACGAUAGAUCCUUAUUGGCUUUAAACUAAAUUAAAUGAAGCAUUUAAAGAUCCUGUAUAAGCAUAAAAAUUAGACAAACAAGUAUUAUAAAUUUUACAUUCAGAAAAUGAUAUAAAUUGUGAAAAUCAACUUGUAAUGUUAUUAGAUUACGAAAAUUUUGAUUUAAUUAAACUGUUAUUAAAAAAUCGCCAUAAAAUAUACUAUUGUACCCUAUUAGGAAGAGCUGAAGAUGAGCAGGAAAGAUAAUAAGUAUUAGACUAAAUGUCUAAAACAGAAGCAGGAGAAAAAGUAUUAGAAUAAUUAAGAAAUAUAGAUAAGAAAGUAAAAUAAGAGUCCAAUUUGAGAUCUAAAAAUAAUAAAGCUAACGAUAUUAAAUAAGGAAAAGAUAUCGAAUAGGAAGAUAUGUAAGAUUAUUUAACUGCAAGUAAAAUCACAGAUGAGGAAUUUAACAAAUUAUCGAAAAAAAUUCUUGAUUUGGAAAAUUUAGUGUUCUAAUAAGGUAGUCAUUUUAUGAGUAAUGAAAAAUGCAAACCUCCUGAUAAUACUAAAAAAUUCUCUUUUAAAGGUUAUGAUGAAAUUUAUGUACCAGCUACAAAACAUACUGAUAUCGCAGAAAAGAAAAAAAUUAGUUCUUUACCUAAAUGGGCUUAAUUAGCUUUUAAAGAUUUUGAAGAAUUAAAUCCUAUUCAAACUAAAGUAUGUGAUACUGCACUUAAUAGUCCUGAAAAUAUGCUUAUUUGUGCACCUACUGGUGCAGGUAAAACUAAUGUGGCACUUCUAACGAUGCUUUAAGUAAUAGGAAGAUAUAUUAAAAGAGAUGGAACUAUAGAUACUUCGAAAUUUAAAAUUGUCUAUAUUGCACCUAUGAAAGCUUUAGUUUCUGAAAUGGUUUUAUCUUUUCAUAAAAGAUUAGAAAAAUAUGGUAUUGUUGUUAAAGAAUUAACAGGUGAUAGUUAACUUUCAAAAGAACAGAUAGAAGAGACCUAAUUAAUUAUUGCGACUCCUGAGAAAUGGGAUAUUGUAACUAGAAAAAGUGGAGAUAGAACUUAUACGGAAUUAGUAAAGCUUCUUAUUAUUGACGAAAUCCAUUUAUUACAUGAUUCUAGAGGCCCAGUUUUGGAAUCCAUUGUUGCUAGAACUAUUAGAAUGAUAGAAUAAACCUAAGAAAUGGUCAGAAUAGUAGGACUUUCGGCUACAUUACCUAAUUACAAUGAUGUAGCUACUUUUAUUAGAGUAAAUGUAAGAAGUGGUUUAUUUUAUUUUGAUCAUACUUAUAGGCCAAUUCCUUUAGAAUAAGUUUAUGUAGGAAUAACUGAAAAGAAGGCAGUAAAAAGAAUGAUGUUAAUGAAUGAAAUUCUAUAUGAGAAAGUUGUUUAGAGAGCUUCUAGUGAUAAACCUAUGAUUAUUUUUGUACAUUCAAGAAGAGAAACAGUCAAAACAGCUAAUUAUUUAAGAGAAAUAGCAUAUUCAAAAGAUGAUUUAGGCAAAUUUUUGACGUAAUAUUUUUUUUAUUUAUUUAAAAAAAAAAAAUUUAAAAAAAGUGAAGGAUCAGAUAGUUAAACAGUUCUUUAAUCAGUUGCUGAAAAAGCAUAAAAUAAAUAACUAAAAGAAAUGCUACCUUUUGGUUUUGGAAUACAUCAUGCAGGUUUGAAUAGAGCUGAUAGAAAUUUAGUCGAAAGCUUGUUUUUCUAAAGACAUCUAAGAGUCUUGGUUUCUACUGCUACAUUAGCUUGGGGAGUUAAUUUACCCGCACAUACAGUUAUAAUAAAAGGAACAUAAAUUUAUUCACCUGAAUAAGGAAAAUGGACAGAAUUAAGUCCUUAAGAUAUAUUAUAAAUGAUUGGAAGAGCAGGUAGACCUUCUUUUGAUAGAAAAGGCGAAGGUAUAAUAUUGACUACAUAUACCGAAUUAAAAUAUUAUUUAAGUUUAUUAAAUUAAUAGCUUCCUAUUGAGUCUUAAUUUUUAUGUUAAUUACCUGAUUAGUUGAAUGCUGAAGUUGUUUUGGGAACUAUUUCAAAUGUAAAAGAUGCUGUAGAUUGGCUUGGAUAUACUUAUUUAUAUAUAAGAAUGUUAAGAAGACCUGAUUUAUAUAGUAUACCUUUCGAAGAAUUUGAAGAAGAUAGACUUUUGGUUAGACAUAGGGCUAAUUUGGUGCAUUCAGCAGCCACUUUAUUAGAUAAAUAUGGUUUAGUAAAGUAUGAUAGGAAAACAGGAAUUCUAUAGGCUACUUCUUUGGGAAAAAUAGCAAGCCAUUAUUAUAUAAAAUAUCCUUCAAUGGAAAUUUAUAAUAAACACCUGAAAUUAAAUAUGGGUGUAGUUGAAAUUUUUAAAGUUUUUUCUCUUUCAAAUGAAUUUAAGUUUAUUCCUAUAAGAGAAGAAGAAAAGGGAGAAUUAUAAAAACUAAUGGACACAGUCCCUAUUCCUAUAAAAGGGUCACCUGAAGAUCCUGCAAUUAAAAUAAAUAUUUUAUUACAAGCUUAUAUAGGAAGACUUAAAUUGGACGGAUUUGCACUCAAUUCUGAUAUGAUUUAUAUUACAUAGAGCGCUGGUAGAAUUGUCAGGGCAAUGUUUGAAAUUUGCCUAAAAAAGGAUGGGCUAACGUAGCCGAAAUAGCUCUUACAAUGUGUAAAAUGGUAGACAAAAGAAUGUGGAGUUGUAUGA